GCCGCGUCUCCGCCCCCUCCGCCCCUCCCCCAUGGCGAUGUCUUUCAGGCUUCAGGUCCCGGCUCUUUCACCCGUGUCUUCGCGUCCCUCCGCUCCCUUGAAGAGCCCUUGGGACUCCUGUUGACCUAACACAGUGAAUGCAGUUAGCCCCGGAGGCUAGUCCAGCCCGCCAACAGGGUCAUUCCCGCCGCCCAGGGUCGCCGGGACCGCGUGCCCACCAGCUGCCUCCUACACCAGGCACUUCAUCAUCUCACAUUAUCACAAGAAGGAGGAUUUUCGCUACUGAUGUUACAAACAAUAAAAUAUUGGAGCAUAGAGUUGAAGAAAAGACUUAAACCAGAUUUUUCUUCAUUCAUUUAAAAAUAUGGAUCCUGAAUCAGAGGGACCACAGAUUAUCAAAGUGACACCUCUUCAACAAAUGCUUGCUUCUUGCAGUGGAGCUAUACUGACAUCACUAAUGGUGACACCCCUCGACGUUGUUAAAAUUCGACUCCAAGCCCAAAACAACCCAUUCUCCAAAGGAAAAUGUUUUGUGUAUAGUAACGGACUUAUGGAUCAUCUGUGUGUCUGUGAAGAGGAAGGCAACAAAGUGUGGUAUAAGAAACCAGGACGUUUCCAGGGUACAUUGGAUGCCUUUUUGAAAAUUGUUCGAAAUGAGGGCAUUAAAUCGCUGUGGAGUGGCCUUCCCCCUACCUUAGUUAUGGCAGUUCCUGCCACAGUUAUUUAUUUUACCUGCUAUGAUCAAUUAUCUGCUCUUCUGAGAUCAAAGUUAGGAGAAAAUGAAAGUCGUAUACCAAUUAUUGCUGGAACUAUUGCCAGAUUUGGUGCAGUAACUGUGAUAAGUCCAUUAGAAUUGAUUAGAACCAAGAUGCAAUCUAAGAAGUUUUCUUACAAAGAAUUGCAUCAAUUUGUCAGCAAGAAGGUGUCUGAAGAUGGUUGGAUUUCCCUUUGGAGGGGCUGGGCUCCUACUGUUCUUAGAGAUGUACCAUUCUCAGCAAUGUACUGGUAUAACUAUGAAGUUUUAAAGAAGUGGUUCUGUGCAAAAUCUGGUUUAUAUGAACCAACAUUUAUGAUCAACUUUACUUCAGGGGCAUUGUCUGGUUCUUUUGCAGCUGUCGCAACUUUGCCAUUUGAUGUGGUAAAAACACAAAAGCAGACUCAACUUUGGAAAUAUGAAAGUCAUAAAAUUUCUUUGCCUACGUCAACCUGGACUAUCAUGAAGAAUAUUGUUGCUAAGAAUGGAUUUGCAGGAUUAUUUACAGGCCUCAUUCCCCGUUUAAUUAAAAUUGCUCCUGCUUGUGCCAUUAUGAUCAGUACCUAUGAAUUUGGGAAGACUUUUUUCCAGAAGCAAAAUGCUCGAAGACAGCAAUGCUAGUGAUGCUGUUUCAACUGGAAAUAACAACCAAAGCCAAGUAAUAAGAUAGAGACUCUUAGGCAAGAACUUUCACCAUUAUCUCAAAAUGAUUUUAUAUAUUUCUUAUAAUUUAAAUGAGCAGUAAUUUCUACUUUGCCUCUGAAUCAUAACCCUAAUUUUAAAAUAAAUUUUGUUAUGCUGAUUUUUGAGAUUUUGAAAAAGGUAUUCUAGAAAUCACAAUCAUAAAGUGUUCCUGUAAAGAAGAGAAAAAUUACUCCUUAGCACUGAAAGUGAAAAUCUCUGAGAGUUUGAUAUUCUGGAUUUCGGUAUAAUGUCAAUGGGAAUGUGUCACAUAGAUUAAAACAGUUUGAAUUGUGUGCUGAAUGAUGUGCAGAGUCUAGAAGAAAAAUGCCCUUCCUUCAUACACACUUAAAUCAUGCACACAGAUACUUAAGUAUUCCAACAAAGUAAUAAUAGAUGGCAGUCUUUAAAUAAUGUUAUUCACGUUUACCUAAUUACCUAUUAGAUACUUUAAUUCAAGUUUUGUUUUUGUUUUUGUUUUAUACCUCCCAUUGCCGUUUUAAGGCUUCACCCAUAUUAGGAUUUCUUCACCCAAAGAUAAUGGCUAUUUUAUCUUUAUGAACCAGAAUGUAACUGUUUAUGUGAUAAAAAUAUUUUUGGUGACUAAAAAUUCUGUAUUAUCUACUGUUUCUGCAAGAGAGAAGGAGUCUUUACUGAUUGUCUUAAAUGUUUGGCACAGUGAAUCUUGGGUGUACAGUGGGAAAAAACCACAUUGUAUUUAGCAUGGUAAAAAUAAUGUUUCAGCCAGGGAAGGGCCUCGGGUUUCAGCCAUCUUGGAAUUCAGGUAUCACUGUUUGUGGAGCUCUUGAGGUCACUUGUAUUGUCUUCUUCUAACAACACUGAGAUGAAUACAUAUAAGCCACAAAAUACUUCCAAAAUGUCCCUUGAUUUUACACAUCUCAUGUUAGUAUGCUACAUCAAGAGACUAAAGAGGCAGCCAUUUCCCUGAAGAAAUAGCUUUUAGUCAAUACAGGAUAAUGCCUCAGUAAUGUAGCUUGUGGCUGUAGGAAUGAAACAAAGCUACCACGGCAGGACAAAAAUAAUUUUUAAAAAAAUUUUCUCAGGAUCUAUAUCCUAUAAGAAAAAGCACUUUAUAUGCCUUGAAAUGUGAAGUAUUUUUUUUUCCCCUAAAAUAGAAGAGUAUAGUUAGGUGACAGAUCUCUAGUGUUGGUAGAGGAAUUAUGUAUUUUAUAUUGUAGUAGAAAAGAGUUUGUAUGUUUCAUCAGAAAUAAAAUAUAUAGGGUUUGUAUGUAAUCUUCUGUUUACUUUAUCCUGUGUUGAUUUACCUUAAGUUUUGCAACAUUCAUAUCUAUAAAAUCAUAAAUGUUUGACAUUAACUUAUAUUUUCAUUAAAAUAUUUUAUGCUUUCUUAAAAUUAUCACUGUGCUUCAAGCUGAAUAUUUUCAAAUAAAAUUAUGUUCAUGAUGUACUUUAUAUAGGAAAGUUUAUCUUGAACACUGCUGCUUAACGGUAUUAAAUUUAAAUUUACUUUUGUCCUGUUAUGUUUCUUUUUGGUAACUGGUAGAAAAAUUUAAAUUUAUAAUUUUUAAGAAGCAGUCAUGUAUUUCAGCUUAAUAGAAAUACCAGUAGAGAAAUUCCCUCCCUCCCCCAAAACAGACUAUACUUACAGAAAAUUCUUCCCAUUUAUACCUAAAAUAAAUUUAAUUCCCUCUUAGCUUUUCUAGUACAUAUUACAGCCAUGUAUCUGGAUAAAAAGGGCGAAUUGAAGCUUUCUUUAUACCUAAGUGGUAAAGAAGCAUUAAUACUUUAAUUUUAAUUAAUUGAAUUUAAUUUUAAUUUUAACAAAAAAAUAGCCACUGAAAAGCACUUGACAAGAGGUUAUAUUCUUGGUAACGUUUCUGAAAGCAAAUAGUUUCAAUCUAUGUGAAGUUUUCUAACACAUACAUUUACUUUCUUAGGUGUGUGUACAUUUUUUAAAAAGAAGUUCAAGUAUUACAUGUUUGCCACCUUCCAUACAACACACAUUUGACUUUUGAAAGAAUAGAUAUGAAGUUAAAAUAAAUUUUUAUUUCUAGGAAACUAUUCGCUAUGCUUAUUUAACUACAUGACUCCUUUAAAUUCUUCCCUUUCUGGAGCAUGAAUUCCAGGGAUAUGGGAAAGUUUCGUGUUUCAGGUUUUAAUUUUUUUCCAAAAUGAACUCUUAAAAUAAAUUUUAACCUAUCAUUUAACAUUUCCUCAGAUUUUUUACAUGGUUGGCAGUUUAAGAAGCACAUGAGAGUAGAAGUGCUUCAGAUACAGGCCACAAAUAGAGGCAGAGCUAUUGAUUGACAGAGGGCUGCAAGGGGAGUGAUGGGGAUGAUGAGGACGCAGAGGAUUCUCCACUGAGCUUGGGGGCAGAGAGGGAGUGUCAGGAAAUGCUUUUAAGAUUAAGACAAUUAAACGUACCUGGUACCUGGCAGUGGGAGUCUCAACCAGGCAAUGGAAUUCAGUCCCGGGAAGGAAAAACAGGAAGGCAACUGGAAGCCAAGCAAGUAUUUUUGGUACAGGUCUAAUAAUUAUAGAGUGGUUGUUCUUGUUCCCCCCUCCCCCAAGACCAGCAAUUAUUUUAACUGAAAAGAAAAGAAGGUAGCAUAGUUGAGCACAGCACACACCAGAAUGUGUCACCUGUAGUAAGGCUGAAUUUUCUGUAGUGAAACUUUGGGUUCAUUUGGGUUUUAGAGAAAUAAACAGUGCUAUAGGAAAUGGGGACUUACAUAAUAAGGAUUGGUUUGGACCAGAAUAGACUUUGAAAAGGGACCAUAAGGACAUUGAUGUGAUUUUUAUCGGCCCCUUCCUAUCAGUUAAAAAGGACUAAUUCUAAAACUAAAUAGAAGCUGCUUUGCUUCCAGAAGAACAAAGGGAACCAAUUAAAAAAUAUUUAAGAGCUCUGAUGUUCAAAGCAGUUGUGUGACAUUUCCGAAGUAAUCCAUCGUAUUUGUUGAUCAAAACUGGAGAUCUUACCUAACAGUAGGAACUUUGACAAAGAAUUUCCCUAAGUUGUAAAUUUGAGACACACUUUUAACCACUUGAAAACUUAUGUGUAAAUCUAAUAAAGAUGACUUAAAUAAAAACUUAGUUUAUAUCAUUUCAUUCAAUGCUGACAUCACCUUGAUGCCAUCAUAGGUGCUGGGAAGAUGAUGAUGUUUCCAUUUUAUGGUGAGAAAACAAACAUGGCUCUUACAUAAUUAUGUUAUUAGUACUACCAAAAUCACUACCUGUAUUGUACCAUUUCAACAGAUACUAUGUAUUAUAAAGCAGAUCAUGUUAUUUUUUUAAAUAAAAGGUAUUUAAUUUGAGUUGAAA
Molecule: messenger RNA, 4738 nt
Organism: Mustela erminea (ermine)
Lineage: Eukaryota; Metazoa; Chordata; Mammalia; Carnivora; Mustelidae
Gene: SLC25A40
Product: solute carrier family 25 member 40
Exons: 13
Coding region: 365-1375 (336 amino acids)
Biological process (GO): mitochondrial transmembrane transport
Source: RefSeq, a predicted model, not a curated record